Molecule: messenger RNA, 885 nt
Organism: Salmo salar (Atlantic salmon)
Lineage: Eukaryota; Metazoa; Chordata; Actinopteri; Salmoniformes; Salmonidae
Source: RefSeq, a predicted model, not a curated record
AUGGCCAGCGUCCCUGCACAGAGGGAAGGGAUCCUCCCAACGGCCAGCGUCCCUGCACAGAGGGAAGGGAUCCUCCCAACGGCCAGCGUCCCUGCACAGAGGGAAGGGAUCCUCCCAACGGCCAGCGUCCCUGCACAGAGGGAAGGGAUCCUCCCAACGGCCAGCGUCCCUGCACAGAGGGAGGGGAUCCUCCCCACGGCCAGCGUCCCUGCACAGAGGGAAGGGGAUCCUACCAACGGCCAGCGUCCCUGCACAGAGGGAGGGGAUCCUCCCAACGGCCAGCGUCCCUGCACAGAGGGAAGGGGUCCUCCCAACGGCCAGCGUCCCUGCACAGAGGGAAGGGGUCCUCCCAACGGCCAGCGUCCCUGCACAGAGGGAAGGGGUCCUCCCCACGGCCAGCGUCCCUGCACAGAGGGAAGGGGUCCUCCCAACGGCCAGCGUCCCUGCACAGAGGGAAGGGGUCCUCCCAACGGCCAGCGUCCCUGCACAGAGGGAAGGGGUCCUCCCAACGGCCAGCGUCCCUGCACAGAGGGAAGGGGUCCUCCCAACGGCCAGCGUCCCUGCACAGAGGGAAGGGAUCCUCCCAACGGCCAGCGUCCCUGCACAGAGGGAAGGGGAUCCUCCCAACGGCCAGCGUCCCUGCACAGAGGGAAGGGGAUCCUCCCAACGGCCAGCGUCCCUGCACAGUGGGAAGGGGAUCCUCCCAACGGCCAGCGUCCCUGCACAGAGGGAAGGGGUCCUCCCAACGGCCAGCGUCCCUGCACAGAGGGAAGGGGUCCUCCCCAUGGCCAGCGUCCCUGUGAAGAAUGGAAACAAUCCUCCACAACCACAACCUAUCAUCCCCAUGGUGGCACCAUUGUGGUAAUGGGAUGGUGUAGUGUAUAA